Cajanus cajan (pigeon pea) is the source of this 1932-nucleotide messenger RNA. RefSeq lists its product as uncharacterized. Gene Ontology annotation, cellular component: mitochondrial outer membrane. Gene Ontology annotation, molecular function: ATP binding; ATP hydrolysis activity. The record is from RefSeq and is a predicted model, not a curated record. NCBI's taxonomy places the organism in Eukaryota, Viridiplantae, Streptophyta, Magnoliopsida, Fabales, Fabaceae.
UGGGUCAUCCUCAACUCCAAGCGUUGGGAUUCUUAACCUUUUCACAUUUCACUUCAGAACCCUGGUUCCUCUCGCUAGAAUUGCAGAGAGAAGAAAUUUUGAUGGUAAGCUAAAGCUAAAAUUACAAUCCGAAAAUUCGACUCGAAUUGGAAGAAGAAUGGGAGGUUCAUCGGAGACGAAGUUCCUGCAAGACCUGUUGUUGUACGCGGCGAGCGCGGCGCUGAGUUGCUUGGUCUUGUUCGCGGGUCUCAGACACCUCGACCCUAAUCGCGAAGCAUCGAAGAAGCUUAUCGAGCACAAGAAGGAGAUUGCAAAACGUCUCGGUCGCCCCCUCAUUCAGACAAACCCUUAUGAGGAUGUUAUAGCCUGUGAUGUUAUAAAUCCUGACCACAUUGAUGUGGAAUUCAACUCUAUUGGGGGACUGGAAACAAUCAAGCAAGCUUUGUUUGAGCUUGUUAUUCUGCCUCUAAAAAGACCGGACUUAUUUUCACAUGGCAAGCUUCUUGGACCACAAAAGGGGGUCCUGUUGUAUGGACCACCUGGCACUGGAAAAACCAUGCUUGCCAAAGCUAUUGCUAAGGAAUCGGGAGCAGUUUUUAUUAAUGUGAGGAUAUCAAACCUGAUGAGCAAGUGGUUUGGGGAUGCACAAAAACUCGUGGCUGCUGUAUUUAGCUUGGCUUAUAAGCUUCAGCCUGCCAUCAUAUUCAUUGAUGAAGUAGACAGUUUUUUGGGUCAGCGUCGUGCAUCAGAUCAUGAGGCUUUGUUAAGCAUGAAAACUGAGUUCAUGGCUCUUUGGGAUGGAUUUACCACAGAUCAGAAUGCUCGAGUUAUGGUCCUUGCAGCAACUAAUCGUCCUUCAGAACUUGAUGAAGCAAUACUUCGGCGUCUUCCUCAAGCUUUUGAAAUUGGAAUUCCAGACCAAAGGGAGAGGGCUGAAAUAUUGAAGGUUAUCUUAAAGGGUGAGAGGAUUGAAGACAAUAUAGAUUUUGGUCAUAUUGCUGGCUUGUGUGAUGGUUACACUGGUUCAGAUCUAUUUGAUCUUUGCAAGAAAGCUGCCUAUUUUCCUAUAAGAGAACUACUGGAUGGAGAGAAGGAAGGAAAACGACCUCCUGCACCUAGACCUUUGUCCCAGUUAGAUUUGGAGAAGGCUAUUGCCACUUCACAGAAGACAAAGGUUGCUGCAAAUGAAUACGGAGGAUUCAGCCUUCAGUCACCUUCUAGAUGGACAGCACCUGGUGAGUCAGAGUAAAGCUUAAGAUUGAUCAAGACGAUGAGAUGCAGUGUGUAUCAAGUUGCCAACAGCCAUCAAUGAUUGUUGAGACCUCGAAGAAAUUAACUGGCAUUGGAGUGGGUUCGGCAGGGUUAUAAUUUUAAAGCACCGUGGGUGAGUCAUCAUCCUUGUGUGUUUUGUUGUCUUUCUGGUCCACCCGCAUAUGCUGAUCAUUAUCUCUAACCCUUGAAAGUUGCAAGCGUUCAUCAUGUAGUUAGGACCACAAAUUUGUACUUUUUUCCCUCUCAAAACUUCAUUUCUACAGUGGAGGCAGGACCACUACGUGGGGAGCGUAUCUUCCUCAGUUAGUUCCGGCUGAUGCCUGCCAUCAUUACUUGACCACUUUUAAGGUUAAAGGGAAGAAAAAACUAUAAAGUUAAAUAUCGAAUAAAUUUAAGAUUAACGGGGUAAUUAAAUAUACAUUGGCGUUCAUGAUUGAUCACAAUGCGAGAAGGAAAAUCUUUCUUUUCACUCAUUUAGGGUUUUGGAAUUGAAACUGACUAUUCUGUUUGGAAAUAUCCACGUCGUUGUCAAAUACCUGCAAGUCUUGUGGAGAAAAACAUCCUUACAGAAUAUUGGACACAAAUGGAAAUUAAUGUGGCAUCACCACUCUAUUUUUCAUGGAUAUGACAGUCUGGUUUACGGGAAUUUUCGAUCUUCUA